Molecule: messenger RNA, 1882 nt
Organism: Oryzias latipes (Japanese medaka)
Lineage: Eukaryota; Metazoa; Chordata; Actinopteri; Beloniformes; Adrianichthyidae
Gene: ilk
Product: integrin-linked kinase
Biological process (GO): cell-matrix adhesion; protein phosphorylation; integrin-mediated signaling pathway
Cellular component (GO): focal adhesion; stress fiber
Molecular function (GO): protein serine/threonine kinase activity; ATP binding; protein binding
Source: RefSeq, a predicted model, not a curated record
UAGAACUGCACGAGUUACCCGCAUCAAACUGGAGCGGCGGGGCGUGGACUCAGUCCUUGAAGGAAAAAAGGGAGAGGAAAAAAGGAGCAGGGAGGACAGAAACAAGUCAAGAAAAGGACGACUGGCUCCAUGGUCCCUUUUUAAAGUCUGAAGGGUGAACAUGGAUGACAUCUUCACACAGUGCCGAGAGGGAAACUCUGUGGCUGUUCGUCUGUGGCUGGACAACACUGAGAAUGAUCUCAACUUGGGUGAUGACCAUGGCUUUAGCCCCCUCCACUGGGCGUGCAGGGAAGGUAGAAGCGGUGUGGUCGACAUGCUCAUCAUGAGAGGCGCCCGCAUUAAUGUGAUGAACCGCGGUGACGAUACACCUUUGCAUCUCGCAGCGAGCCACGGACACAGAGACAUUGUGGCCAAGCUGAUUCAGUGCAAAGCCGACCCCAACACAGUCAACGAACAUGGGAACACCCCGCUCCACUACGCCUGCUUCUGGGGCCAAGAUGAGGUUGCAGAGGACUUGGUAGUCAGUGGGGCUCAGGUGUGUACAUGCAACAGAUACGGACAGACACCUCUGGACAAAGCCAAGCCUCACCUAAGACAGCUUCUACAAGAAAAAGCAGAGAAAAUGGGUCAGAGUAUGAACAAAAUCCCAUACAAGGAAACUUUCUGGAAGGGUACAAUGAGGACACGACCUCGUAAUGGCACCCUUAACAAGCAGGCUGGCAUUGAUUACAAGCAGCUCUCGCUCCUGGCAAAAAUCAAUGAAAACCAAUCUGGGGAGUUAUGGCAGGGUCGGUGGCAAGGAGACGAGAUUAUAGUGAAAGUGCUGCACAUCCGAGACUGGACCACCAGGAAGAGCAGAGAUUUUAACGAGGAACAUCCCAAACUCAGGAUCUUUUCUCAUCCAAACAUUCUGCCCGUUCUUGGGGCUUGUCAGUCACCUCCCUCUCCUCAUCCUGUCAUCAUUACCCAUCACAUGCCUUAUGGAUCUCUUUUCAACAUACUUCACCAGGGUACUACUCUGGUUGUUGAUCAAAGCCAAGCAGUGAAGUUUGCCUUGGACAUUGCCAGUGGCAUGGCUUUCCUCCACACUCUGGAGCCGAUGGUUUCAAGGCUUUACCUCAACAGUAAGCAUGUCAUGAUUGAUGAGGACAUGACAGCCAGGGUGAGCAUGGCAGAUGCCAAGUUCUCUUUCCAGUGUCCCGGUCGCAUGUAUUCACCAGCAUGGAUGGCGCCUGAAGCACUGCAGAAGAGGCCUGAGGACAUCAAUCGGAGAUCUGCUGACAUGUGGAGUUUUGCCGUUUUGCUUUGGGAGCUGGUUACCAGAGAAGUUCCAUUUGCUGACCUCUCUCACAUGGAGAUAGGCAUGAAGGUGGCACUUGAGGGCCUUCGACCAACCAUUCCACCUGGAAUCUCACCUCACAUAUGUAAGCUGAUGAGGCUGUGCAUGAACGAAGACCCGGCUAAGAGACCCAAGUUUGACAUGAUCGUUCCCAUCCUGGAAAAGAUGCAGGACAAAUAACUGCUGUUAUAACAGCUGCUUCUGCUCAGUUGCAUUUCUAUAACCCCAUUGCUCUGUAGCUUCACUUCAGUCACAUAUCUGCAAGCCACUAUAAAUAACGCCAGAAACCACUAUAGCUACACUCCGUUUGAACACCUACACAUUUUCUGUACUAUACUUGUUAAGUUAAGAGUUAGGAAAAACUUGAGAUGAGUUUUAGCCUGUGGUGCUCUUUGUUAUGACAGACCUCUCGAGAAUGAAAUAUUGUAUUGUGGAUAUUGUAAGUAUUACAUUAGGAAAAGAUCCAAAGAGAUGAACGAAGUAUUAAAAAUGCUUUUAUAUGCAUUUGCAUUUGCUGAUGUAAUAAAGUUUUUGUAUUUAUGA